Messenger RNA from Suricata suricatta (meerkat), 3215 nucleotides. RefSeq names its product DIS3 homolog, exosome endoribonuclease and 3'-5' exoribonuclease (gene DIS3). Gene Ontology annotation, biological process: rRNA catabolic process. The record is from RefSeq and is a predicted model, not a curated record. Gene Ontology annotation, cellular component: nuclear exosome (RNase complex); cytoplasmic exosome (RNase complex). NCBI's taxonomy places the organism in Eukaryota, Metazoa, Chordata, Mammalia, Carnivora, Herpestidae. Gene Ontology annotation, molecular function: RNA binding; endonuclease activity; 3'-5'-RNA exonuclease activity. The coding region runs from base 185 to 3067 and encodes 960 amino acids. The transcript is spliced from 21 exons.
UCUUCGCAGCCCUCGAAGAGCCAACCAAUGUCAGCCUCGAGUUUUCCCGCGAGAGGUAUUUACUAAUACUCGGGAGCGGGAAGCGGUGAACUUCGGGGUAAAGUAUAGUCGUGCGGCUGGGCUUUGCUUGUUACUUUUCGCCGGAAUAGCGCGUUAGGGAUCGGGGUUCCGCGCUGCAGGCAAGAUGCUCAAGUCCAAGACUUUCUUAAAGAAGACGCGGGCAGGUGGCGUGAUGAAGAUCGUGCGCGAGCAUUACUUGCGGGACGACAUCGGCUGCGGAGCCCCCGGUUGCGCGGCCUGCGGCGGUGCCCACGAGGGCCCGGUCCUCGAGCCGCAGCCCCUGGAUCCGGCAAGCAGCCUGUGCCCCCGCCCGCACUACUUGCUUCCAGACACCAAUGUGCUGCUGCAUCAGAUUGAUGUUCUUGAGGACCCAGCCAUCAGGAAUGUAAUUGUACUGCAAACAGUUCUGCAAGAAGUGCGAAAUCGGAGUGCUCCUGUGUAUAAACGAAUCCGAGAUGUGACUAAUAACCAGGAGAAGCAUUUCUAUACGUUCACUAAUGAGCACCAUAGAGAAACUUACGUAGAACAGGAACAGGGAGAAAAUGCUAAUGACAGAAAUGAUAGAGCCAUUCGAGUAGCAGCAAAAUGGUACAAUGAACAUUUGAAGAAAAUGUCAGCAGAGAAUCACCUGCAAGUUAUCUUCAUAACAAAUGACAAGAAAAACAAAGAAAAAGCCAUAGAAGAAGGAAUACCAGCUUUCACUUGUGAAGAAUAUGUAAAGAGCCUAACCGCUAACCCGGAACUCAUAGAUCGUCUUGCUUGUUUGUCUGAAGAAGGGGUAUGUAAUGAAAUAGAAAGUGGAAGAAUAAUAUUUUCAGAGCAUCUCCCUUUAAGUAAGCUACAACAAGGCAUAAAAUCUGGUACAUACCUUCAGGGAACAUUUAGAGCCAGCAGGGAAAAUUACUUAGAAGCCACAGUAUGGGUUCAUGGAGACAAUGAAGAAAAUAAAGAGAUAAUCAUACAAGGACUGAAACAUUUAAACCGAGCCGUCCAUGAAGAUAUUGUGGCUGUAGAGCUUCUUCCGAAGAAUCAGUGGGCGGCUCCAUCUUCUGUGGUUUUACAUGAUGAAGGGCAGAAUGAAGACGAUCUGGAAAAAGAAGAGGAGAGAGAGCGCAUUCUAAAGACUACUGUAAGUGAAAAAAUGUUAAAACCUACAGGUAGAGUUGUAGGAAUAAUAAAAAGAAAUUGGAGACCAUAUUGUGGCAUGCUUUCCAAGUCUGAUAUUAAAGAGUCAAGAAGACAUCUCUUUACCCCUGCUGAUAAGAGAAUCCCUAGAAUUCGGAUAGAAACCAGACAGGCUUCUACAUUAGAAGGACGGAGAAUUAUUGUUGCUAUUGAUGGUUGGCCCAGAAAUUCCAGAUACCCAAACGGACACUUUGUAAAAAACCUAGGUGAAGUUGGAGAUAAAGAGACCGAAACAGAAGUUCUGUUGCUUGAGCAUGACGUUCCCCAUCAGCCUUUUUCACAGGCUGUGCUCAGCUUUCUGCCAAAGAUGCCCUGGAGCAUUACUGAAAAGGACAUGAAAAACCGAGAAGACCUGAGACAUCUGUGCGUGUGCAGUGUGGACCCGCCAGGAUGCACCGAUAUAGAUGACGCUCUGCAUUGUAGAGAACUUGACAAUGGAAAUUUGGAGGUUGGUGUCCAUAUUGCAGAUGUUAGCCAUUUUAUUAGGCCAGGAAAUGCUUUGGAUCAAGAGUCAGCCAGAAGGGGAACAACGGUGUAUCUUUGUGAAAAGAGGAUUGACAUGGUUCCAGAGUUGCUUAGCUCUAACUUGUGUUCCUUAAGAUGUAACGUUGACAGGUUGGCAUUUUCCUGUAUUUGGGAAAUGAAUCACAAUGCUGAAAUCUUAAAAGUGAGGUUUACCAAAAGUGCCAUUAAUUCAAAGGCUUCUCUCACCUAUGCUGAAGCUCAGAUGAGAAUUGACUCCACAGCCAUGAAUGAUGAUAUCACCACUAGUCUCCGUGGACUAAAUAAACUAGCUAAAAUUUUGAAAAGAAGAAGAAUUGAAAAAGGGGCUUUGACACUUUCCUCUCCAGAAGUUCGAUUCCACAUGGACAGUGAAACUCAUGAUCCUAUAGAUCUACAGACCAAGGAACUUAGAGAAACAAAUUCCAUGGUGGAAGAAUUUAUGUUACUUGCCAAUAUCUCUGUUGCAAAAAAAAUUCAUGAAGAAUUUUCAGAACAUGCCCUGCUUCGAAAACAUCCUGCCCCUCCUCCAUCAAAUUAUGAAAUCCUUGUUAAAGCAGCUAAAUCCAAGAAUUUGGAAAUUAAAACGGAUACGGCCAAGUCCUUGGCUGACUCUCUGGACCGGGCUGAGUCUCCUACCUUCCCGUAUCUGAACACUCUCCUAAGGAUAUUAGCCACUCGCUGUAUGAUGCAGGCUGUGUACUUCUGCUCUGGAAUGGAUAAUGAUUUCCACCACUACGGCUUAGCCUCUCCGAUCUACACACAUUUCACUUCGCCCAUCAGAAGAUACGCAGAUAUCAUUGUCCAUCGGUUGUUGGCUGUGGCUGUCGGGGCCGACUGCACUUAUCCAGAGUUGACAGACAAACACAAGCUUGCAGAUUUAUGUAAAAAUCUUAAUUUCCGGCACAAAAUGGCUCAGUAUGCCCAACGUGCAUCCGUGGCUUUUCAUACUCAGUUGUUCUUCAAAAGCAAAGGAAUAGUAAGUGAAGAAGCCUACAUUCUAUUUGUAAGGAAGAAUGCUAUUGUGGUGUUAAUUCCAAAGUAUGGUUUAGAAGGCACAGUCUUUUUUGAAGAAAAGGACAAACCAAAGCCAAGGCUUAUUUAUGAUGAUGAGAUCCCUUCACUUAAAAUAGAGGAUACCGUGUUCCAUAUUUUUGAUAAAGUUAAAGUGAAAAUCAUGUUAGACUCAUCUAAUCUUCAGCAUCAGAAAAUCCGAAUGUCCCUGGUAGAACCACAGAUCCCAGGAAUAAGCAUUCCGGUUGAUGCUCCAAACAUGGACAUUAAGGAACCAGAGAGAAAGAAGAAGAAACGUGAAAAAUAGCAAUAGUCAACAAAACAACUUCAAAGACUGGUUUCCUUAAAAAAAAAAAAAACCUUGAGCGAACACUUUUAAACCUAAGAAGUGUGUGAUACAGUUUGCUACUCUUAAGUACAUUUUAAUGGUCUUAAAAAUUUGCAUUUUUAUUGAA